GUGCCAACGUUGACGUAGCUCAUGGGUGUCAGCAGGAUGAACUAUAAACAGCAUGUAAUUCAGGCAGCUCUACACUAAUUGAACAUUCUUUUUAUAUCUAACCUCUAUUCAAAUUGUAAAUGUAGAGACAGCCCUAUGUAUAACUAUGAAAUUGCUUUUCCUUGCAUGCCUCAGUCCAAAAACGGGAAACUGCACCACAGCCGAGAGAAUAAGGGCACACAUUGUAUCAGCGGGUCACACCUGUGAGCUUCGAGAUGCUGCGGGUUUCAAGUCAUCGGUAGAGGUGGCCAGAUUGAUAGAACAGAAGCCACCCUUCGAGGGUGCUAUUGCCAUUCACCUGUUCAAAGGAGGCAGGCUCCUUCUAGAUACCCAAGUGCCCUUUGGAGUAGUCUUCGGUGGAACAGACAUUAAUGAAGAUGUGAAAGUUGAGCAGAAGCGUGCAGUUAUGGAGCAGGUGUUGCUGAAAGCCAGAUUUGCUGUUGCAUUUACUGACAAACUGAAGGCAGAGGCUGAAGUAUUUCUGCUGUCCCAAAGCAGCAAAAUCUACGUCCAGCCGCAAGGGAUCAAGACUGAGGUGGCUCAGAGCUUCAGCUGGAGGGAAUUUCUAAGGCGCUCAGCUACCUGCCUGCCUAUCUGUCUGCUCCCAGGUGUGAGUGGGGAGGAUGUGGAGGACCUGCAUGUGUUCCUACUGGUCUGUGGCCUGAGGAGAGUGAAAGAUCCUCUCUAUCUGCUGGAGGCAUUCUCAGAGUGGCACACUGAGAAUCCCCUGGUAGUGCUCAUCAUCAUCGGACCUAAGAUUGAUCCUGUGUUUACUGAAGAAGUAGAAGCAAUCAGUAAAAGGUUAGCAGGGGUUUACCUGGCCCAGGAGAUGAGCCAAGAGGAGCUCCAUGCUGCUAUGAGGAGGUCAGCUGCCCUGGUUAACAGUUCAGUCUCCGAGGGGAUGUCCGCUGCCAUUUUAGAGGCAAUGGAUCUGGAGGUACCGGUGGUGGCUCGUGACAUCCCAGGCAACACAGCGGUGGUGCAACAUGAGGUCACUGGUCUGCUCUACUCAUCCCCUAAGGAAUUUGUGCGUGUGUCUCAGAGGCUGCUGGUAGACGGGGAGCUGCGGGAGCGUGUGGUGACGAACGGGAAGCGCUACGUUGAGGAGCACCACAGCCUGGACCAUGAGAGGGAGGCCUACCAGAGGCUGGUGGACACUCUGCACUGAGGCUGCGCAGACUAACCAGCUCCUCUGUCUCAAUCCUACUGUCUCUCAGGAACAACCAAGGGCUCUAUUAAAUCUGUAUACGAUUAAUCGAUACAAAUGAAUAGAGCCCUAAGUCAGUGACACAGAUGGAACUACCCAAGCAGAAGAUACAUCUCCUUCAAAUUUUGAUAUUUAGUUGCGUUGACCAUAUCCAGUUUGGGUUAGUGCAAUCCUGGAUCCUUGGGACAUCCCUACCCUAACCUUAACCAUAACCCUUACCUAACCUUAACAUUUACCCUAACCUUAAC
Molecule: messenger RNA, 1494 nt
Organism: Coregonus clupeaformis (lake whitefish)
Lineage: Eukaryota; Metazoa; Chordata; Actinopteri; Salmoniformes; Salmonidae
Gene: glt1d1
Product: glycosyltransferase 1 domain containing 1
Exons: 12
Coding region: 146-1207 (353 amino acids)
Molecular function (GO): glycosyltransferase activity
Source: RefSeq, a predicted model, not a curated record